AAUUUAACAUAAAAAUGUCAAUAAAAUAACAACUAUAAUAUUUAGGAACACAUUAUUAAAGAUUAAUUAUAAUAUUACAAUAUUCUAUGAGUACAAUACUGACAACAUUAAAGAUUUGAGUUUCAGAUUUUCAUUUUGCACAAUUUGUCAAUUAUACAUUAUAAUCUAAAGGUAGUGAUAACAAGAAAAUGUUAACAAAAUGAUUACGAUUAAAAACAUGAUAUACUUUAUUUAGGUUAACAUAGUAAACAAUCAAAAUUUGAUAUCACAAUCAUAAUGCUUUAGUAUACAUCAUAAAAUAUUUAAAUCAUUAAUAUUCAACCUUUUUUAGGUUAAGCCACAAUAUUACAAAUAUAGAUUAUUUAUAAGUUAUAUUUUUUUGUGGCACGAAUAAUAUAAUAAUAUUUUUAUCCUAAUUGUGGUUACACCACGUUAAUGUUAACAUUAUCAUUUUAUUUUUUUUGAUUUUUUCGUUACCUAUACAAUAAUCGUAAAAUAAUUUAUUACGAAUAACGUUGGACUGAACACCAGUGAUCCUGAAAUUUAAUGGGCAGUUGGUUUUUACAUACGCCGUUUAAAUAAAGUUUCCAUUUUAUUUAAUGUUUUACACAUUCAACAACAGUCGGAUUUAUAAGCUGCCAAAUUCUGCCGGUUUAACGAGAAUAUCAAAACUUUUUAUGAUUAUUGUUGGUAACAAUUAAAUAUUAAUCGUGCUUGUAAUGAACUUUAUGUUUUGACGUUGAACUAUAUUCAGUUACUAUGCUUAAUUUUGCUAAAAUAAGGAUUCUUUUGAUUUUAAAGACUAAAUGGCAGAAUUGAAUAUAGUUAAUCAGAAAAGGAAAUUUUUCGAUCUCGAAAUUAUAGACGCAAGUUUCUUAAACGAUUUCGAUUAAAAAAAAACCAACAAUAGAAAAGGUUCUGGACGAAAUAAUAGAUCAGAUAAGAAACUCCACGACUAAGCUAACAUAACUAACACAUUUUCUACUGUUGUAGAAAAAUUAAUGCUACGGGGUCCGGCUACUUAUUAUUGAUUUUCGAUAUAAUAUAAAAUAAUAUUUUGUAUGAUGGAAAACAAAAAUACUAUUGCAAAAACCUUAUACCAUAUAAACUACAAUAGGUAGGUAAUAAUUACACAAAAUUGUAACGAAUAUAACUCACUAAUAAAAAUGAUAACUCAAGAAUUCAAUAUUUCAAUGUUUACCUACACAUGCGCAGAACAAUAACUCGGUCAUUGGCGGUUAUUUUGAGAAUCACUGUCAAUUAGUUGAAAUAAAAUUUGGGUUAAUUAUAGUAUUUAUAAGACCAUUAAUCGAUCGAAGGUAGUGAGAAUGGAUUGCUGUAACCGGAAGUGAUCAAUAUUAUGGUCACCUAACCGAAGGUUUUACAGACACUUAACAGUGUAUUAUAGAAUGAACCUCUGUUGUUUUGGAUUUAGGCCAAAUAUUAAAAUAUAAAUGUACAGACCGCAAGUUGAGUAUUACUGAUUUAAACCAUAUUAAAGUACUUUCUUUGGUACAAUCAUUUAAAUACAAUGCCACAAUAUUUAUUAAAUGAUAAUAGAUGUAUUAUAGUAUCUAUAAUCGUUAUCAAUAGUCACCAUGAUAUUUACUAUUUAGCAGUGUAUAAUCUUUAAUUAUGAUUUGUGAUAUUCAGAAAUAUUGAAUUAAUUCUUUGUAGCAUGGAAUAACUUCAUUUUUAUAUAAGCUAUUUUCUUCUCCGUGUGUUACUUUUAAAAUUGACAUUCCAUUUUUUAGAUAUUUUACUGCCGAUUCAGAAUUUUCAACAACAGAACAUAAUUUAAAUAGUUUCAUAUACAAAAUGCCUAAAGAAGGAUGACAUUCACCAUAAUACACCCUAAAAAAAAAAUUAAUAGGUUAUUUAUUACUUUAAAAAAAUAUUUAUAAAUAAAAUUUCAAAUGAUAUAGAUUUAAACGACUUAAUUUUAAUUAAUAAAAACUAGUAUUUACUUAUAUCCUUCAAUUAAAAGAAUGCCAUAUUUCAAGCUCUCUUUCCAUUGCUCCAUUUUUAUAGCACUUUCAAAAGCUAAAUCUAAAAUCUUAAUACGAUUGAUAUUAUUUGGAUGAAAAAUCCCAUUUUGUUUUUCUAGACAUAUUUUACAAACAUCAAGAUCUAAAAAGGUCAAUGGGAAAUAAUCACUUUUCUUUUUAUACAUAUACAAAAAAAUAAAUAUAUAAUUAUUGUUUAAUUGAAAAUAAAUAAAUGUGUAUAAAAAGGAUACAACCAAUAUCUCUCAUACGAUUUAAUUGAAAUUCAGUGAAAUCAGUAACAUCAAAAAACAUUUGAAUUCUAUCUUUGGUGACUUUUUCCAGACAUUUUGAACAGCUAACUGAAUCUGGAAUCUUCAGAAAUCAAUAAGUAAUUAAAAACAUUUUUAAACUAUUCUUAACAAUUAAUUAAAAUAAGUACAAGUUUAGUGUAAUACAAAUAACACACUUCUUUCUCUUUAUUUCCUAAAGGAAUUGCAGCUUUACAUUCAGCAUUAGUACAUAUCAUAGAAUUAACAAAUUGUUGUUCGUAAUUUGUUAUACAACGUUUACAUUCACACAAAAAAUAGUAAUUUGUUUGUAAUUCAUUUCGACGUUCUUCAGUGGUUUGCAUGAGUUCCAAAUAUGAUAUAUAUACAUGCUAUAAAUAUAUAAUUCAUUAAAAAUCUCAGUAACAAUAAAUAAUACAAUUUAUCAUAUCAGAAUCAAUUUUUGGCUAAUUGUGCUGUACACAUUACAAAAAAUUAGUUAAGUUGUAAAUAAAACUUAAUAUACAUACAUUUAGGAAAAUUAUCCAUAUAAAUAAUUUUAUAGAAAAAAGUCUUGCAUAUGUCAAUAUAGUAAAACAUAUGUUUACAUGUAUGGAAAUUAAAACCAAAUGUUACGUAUAAAUGAAAAAAAUCUAUUGUGAAUUUUCUUCUUUAAUUAAUGUUUUAUUAUUAUUUUUAGUUACCAGUUCUGGAUCAGUAUGUUCAAUAUCCAUUAUAGCACCAAUUCUUAAUGUAGUACCAUCAAAUGUUGCAGUUGCAUUAGGUACACAUGAAUGAUUUAAUACCGAAGCAGCAAGAUAUAUCCCUGUUCCAAUAGUGUUCAAGUUAUCAUCUAAUAUAUUAAAUGCAUUAAUACACAUCUGCAAAAGAAAUAAAUAAAAAAACAGUUAUUUAUACCUAAUAUCGAAAAAAAGUUAAUAUUUUAAAAUUCAAAGUAGGUAUAACAUUGUUCAUUUAAAAAAAUAUUAAGAUAGUAUCUAUAGAUAUAUUACUUGUUAAACCAUUAUACAGGGUAAUACUGUUAAAAAACUAAAUAUAUUCAAAUUUUUGUUGAGGAAGAAGAAAAAUGUAUUUUAAUUAUAUAUGAAAAAUGAUUGGUCUAGUGGUUUUUCUAAUUGUAACACAUUAGACAUUUUAUUAUUGGGUAUUCUUUAUUUUAUAUUUUGUUUAAAUCAGAUAGUAUCAUUAUACCAAGAAACAUAGAUUAUACAUAUUAUUUUUUAUAUUUUGUAAACUUUUACCACAAAGGUUUUUAUUAUAUAUUUUGAGUCUAAACAUUUUUUUUUUUAAUUUACUCACUCGACCGUAGAUUCCAAGUAAAUCUACUGCAUUAGGAAGAUUUGUUUCACCCAUAUAUUCUUUUAACACUUCACACAAAGUAGCAAAAUGUUCUAGCCGAUGAGAGUCAUUUUUUAAAUUAGGGUAAUCUAAAAUAAUAAAUCAAUUAAAUCUAAAUCACUCAUUUCAGUAUUAGAUGAAGAAAUAUGAUUACGUGACAUAAGAUCCUUGAAUGUUCUGUAACGAUUAGUUGUGUAGUAGCCUUUUUCUGUACAUCCUCCAUUCUGCAUAUUAAAUAUUGUCAUAAAAUAGAAUUUUUUUUAUAUAAUACUUUGUAAACAUUUAUUACGACCUUAAGCUUGAUUAUUAUUUUUGACAUAAUUCUUGCAGCAUCUGGUAUUGUUUUAGGAAGGAUUUUCUUCAUUUUAGCACAUUCUAGUUUAUGCUCAGCCCACGAUAACUUUUGGCAUGUACGAUUACAGUAGAGAACAUAUCCACAGCCUGAACAUCUAGAGAGGCUAGAACUAAAAUAUAACAGAAUAAAUGGGUACAAUAUUAAAUAUAAAAUAAGUGAGUGUAUCUAUAUAUAUAUUUGAUUUUGCUUACUCAGAAUAACAAUAAUCACAUUUUUCGUUUUUGAACGUGGACUUCAGUACAUGGAUGAAUGGUUUAUCAAUUAAAAUUGUGUCACCUUUUUUAAAGCAUUUUCUUUUUUUAUCCAUAGUUAAUCUGCAGUUACGUACUAAAUAAUAAAUAAUGCUGUCAAGAUCAAACAAGAAUACAUAUUUGAAUUACAAAGUGAUUGGGCAAUAACGUGCAUUCUGUCUCUGUAGCUUGUAACUGUGAUAUAACUUUCAGUACAAUGUUUUUUGUGUGAGGCAAUAUCACUAAAUCUUGCUAAUUGCACCUCCGUUUACAGGCUAGCGAAGUACCGACUGCGACGACGACCGACGACGAGCCGGUACGAAAAUAAAUACGUAAACGAUUAUAGUAUUGGUAUUGUGAUUUGAGAUUGUACCACAAUUCUUAAAAUACCGAUUAGCGUUGACGGCAUAUAAUAUUUAUAAAAUAUGUUAAAUCCAUAACCUAUAAUAAGUCCCGCCCUUUUUUUCAUAUCAGAUCACGGAAACCGCGGAAGUCAGGUACUUCCUAUCAAGAUUAACCUCUUAUAGUCUAAUUCAAUAUCCACAAAUUUAUAUUAUAUAAUGUCAAUGCGUUAUAAAACGUUUUUAAAAAAUAUCUGCUUAAAUAUUUCUGGUGCAUCUAUCGGCAGAAGAAAAAUGAACAUUAUCAACGACUCUGAUCAGCAUUCAGCUUACAAUGUAAGUAAAAUUACCAUGUAUGUUUGCCGAUAAGAUUUUUGGUGAAACAUGGUAUUUUUUUUAUAUAAUUAUACACUUGGUACCUGGUACCUAUUUAAAACAUACGCACACCUGUUGAAAACGAUCAUCUCAUGAUUGUCCCUUUUUUAAACGGAUUUACUGUUUGAUACUUCAUGGUCAAAUUUUCAGACAUUGUACCAUUUUUAAGCUAUUUAUAGACUUUUAAAAGCAAGAUUUUAUAUGUAAUUUGUAUUUGGUAUGUACUCUAUGGAUAUCUUUGUUAGACCGAACAAAAAUGAUUCAAAAUUUAAUACAAGAUUUUUUAUAAGUUGUACUUAGUGCCUAGCAAAAAAAAAUUGAGUUUAACAUGGUAUAUUUUUUUUUUAAUAGAAUUUUAAUAUAAAAUUUUGAUGAUAAUAGUAAAUAUUACGACCUUUUAAUACAUGUUUAACUGAACUCUGCUUAGAAUAUUUUUUAAUUAGUAAUGAUUGAUCAUUGCAUAAAGAUGAACAUUAAAUUCUCCUCUAUAUCCUACCUUCCCAACUUCUCACCUACAACAGUGGCCCACCCAUCAUACCAAAUAUAUCAGUUUAUUUUGUAGCUAAAUUUAUGAUUGCUUUCUAAUGAUUUUCCAAUAAUUAUAUAAUUCACAAAUUUAUUUAUGUAUUUUAUAGAUUAACUAAUUAUAAAAUUAAAAGUAUUUUAAAAGUUAAUAUAUUUUUAGAGAGCAUGGGAGGGGGCAAUAGGAUAUUCCAUUCACUAUUUCUUUAAAAGUUAUUAUAAACAAAAUUUAAUUACAGUUUACAUUGGAUUAAGUUAGUUAUUUACUAUGUGUAAUAUAAACACUGCACCAACCUAACCAAUUAUAUUGUGUUGAUGGCUCAUGGAUUUAUGCACCUAUAGAUCUAAUUUAUUUUUAGUACCUAUUCAAUACAAUUUUUAUAAACUGAUAAUCUGACAUAGUUCUUUCAGUUGUCCAUAAAUAUCUAUAUUAAUAUAUUAUACUUGGUUUAAUAAUUUGUUUCAGGUAUUUUUAAUUUAAAAUAAAUUAGUAUUUAUCUACCUAUUUAAUAAUUUAAUUUCAGCAACCAAUAGAUUUCAAUUAGAUUUAGUCUAGUUCUUACAAUGUCCCGUAAAGAUUAGCUUAGGUUAAGUUAACUGAUAGAAUUUUAACAGUUUUUGAAAAAUUUAACCACCAAUUAGUGCUUAUCAGACAUUUUAAUACCUAACAGGUCUUAGCUACUUGACUGAAUUAAGUACUGAACUUUUUUAUUUUUAUUAAUAAUAUGAAUGAUGAAUAAAUAUCUCAAUUUAUAAAUAUAUUUAUACUUACUCAUUAUUCAUUCUUAAAAUGAAUAUUAAGUACAUUAUUUAUAUAAAAAAAAAAUGAAAACCAUGUAGCUAUUCUCACUAACAUAUAUGUGUUUGUUUAUUUGAUUUUUAAACUGAGUUUAUGGCUAAUAACCGACCACAGUUGGUCAAUUAUCUUAUAAACUCUAUUUAAAAAUCAAUGUUUUUGUUGGUGAGAAUGGACCUUAAGUUCUUAUAUUCAAUAGAAAUUUAUUACAACUUUUGAAGAUCAGCAUGUUUGUAUUGUUGUAACCAGUACCUUAAACUUAAAAAUAAAACAUCUCAUUAAUGAGUUACAGGAAUUAAAUAUUGUCUUGUAUAAUCCAAAAAUACAGUGUAAUUUUAAUAAUUAGAGCUCAGGACUUAUUGCUCAUAUAAACAUUAAAAAAAAAAAAAAAAAAAUACUUUUAAAGGCAAACAUGGUAGAUGACUAAUAGUCCCUCCUCUAAUAACUCUAACUUGUAAAAUACAAUUGUCACACACUACACAAAUGAUUAAUACAAUAUAGUUUAUUUUAAAAUAUAUAUGUGAUGUUACUUGUUAUCUAUUUAGUAUCACUUUUUAAGUAUGGUUCACUAAUUUAUGAAAUCUAAAAACAAUUAUUCAGUACUAUUCAAUUUAACAUAAUAAUUAAUAAUUAUAUUUUUAAUAAUAUAGAAUGCAGUUAAAAUGUUGAACUCUUUGCAAAGUAUUAAUACUGUAUUAACCCGUCAUCCAAAUAAAAGCAAAUUAGAACAGGUGAACACAUUUUUAAAUAGGUAAAUUGUAAAUAAUAUAGUUAUUACUAUUAAACAUGUAUAAACACAAUUUAAUAGUGUUUAUUUGGUGUUAGUAGUUUCUAGUUAUAAUGUAAAUUGUUCUGAAGGCUAUAAAUGAAAACAGAUGCAGUGUGAGUGAUGGAGAUUUGGACAAACUUUCAGUCAUUCAUGUUGCUGGUACAAAAGGAAAAGGAUCAACUUGUGCAUUUUGUGAAAAAUUAUUGUCUACAAGAGGUUAUCGUACUGGUUUAUUUACUUCUCCACACUUAAUAUCAGUCAAGGAAAGAUUUCAAAUUAAUGGACAAGUUAUUUCUGAUGAAAUGUUUGUGUUUUAUUUUUGGAAUAUUUUUAAUACACUAGUAUCUACAAAAGUAAGUUCUUUUUUUUCACAAUGUUUAAUCAAGUAAUUAUAUUUAGUUUAUAUAAAUUUGUAGCACUGAAUGAAAUAUAUUAUAAAUAUGAACUAUCGCAUAUUAUAUUGCCGUAAUUAUAGUGGUAUUAAUUGCAAUAUAUAUAGAUUUUUGUAAAAUUGUGCUAUAAAUUAACAAUGCUUAUAAUUUUGUCUAAUUGAUUUGCUUGGUCUUAUCUGGUUUCAAUACAUAGUCAGUUAAAUAAAAGUGAUCAGUGUCAGUGUUUGUAAUUGACAAUAAUAAAUUAUUUUCAAUGAGUAUAAAAAUAAUUAAAUUAAUUGGUUAUGAAUAUCUUAAAAGGGGCAAUCAAAAAAACUAAUAAAAAUAAUAGUUUAAUUGAACAAAACUAAAAAUUAGAGUUUUUUUUUUUGUUAGUGAGCUGUUACUGUUGCCAAAAAAUGUCAGAUUUGUCAAUACUACUAUACAUUGAGUCAGAAAUAGUUUUGGUUACCAUAAUAUUUUUAGACCAUAUCCGGACUUCAGUUUGAAAAACAAAUAAUAUAAUAUAAUAAAAAAAUGCGAUAAUAUUAGUAAGACAACAUUUAUUAAUAUGUUAAUCAUCUAUUUCAUGUCAACAAUGAUAAUAAUGGGUGAUGUCCCGGAAAAAGUAUGGACAAAAAAAGAAAUUACAAAUUAUUCAAUUAUACAUAUACAGAGUGUAACACAAAUAUCUGACAUAUGAUAUAACUUUUAGACUGAUAUAGUCGUGUUUUUUGAUUACUUUUCUAAAGUCCGAACUGUUAUGACGAAAUCUGGAGGUAUGGUAACUCUAGAAAUAGUUAAAGAAAGAUAUAAGGUGGGAAGAACUUGUUCAUAUAUUAGCUAUGAUUAAAUCUAGAGAAAAAUGGUUUUGUUAAAAAAUAGGCUCAUUAUUUACAUUACAGUGUAUUCACUUAUAACUAUCAUAUUCUGUACAUGUAUAUUCACUUUUAUAUUGUGUACUAUUAUUAUUACAAAAAUUAUUUAAUUAUAAAAUAAUAAAAUGAUGUUUUAAAUUUUUAGUAGUUUUAAUAGGUAUUUAAUUGCAUAACAAAAUAAGGUACCUAUCGUAUUUUUAUUAAAUUGUUUCACAUAUUCAUAUAGUAUUACAUGAAAUAUAUUAAUUUUAAUGGCUCCUUGGUAAGUACCCAAUAUAUAUUGCUCCUGAGCAGUUCUGAUCCUUAAUCCAGCCCAAAUUAUAUAUGAAAUAGAAAUUUAAUAAAUAAUUUCACUUAAUUUCAAUAUUUGUUAGUUGUAACUUCUUAUUAUUACAGAGAUCUGGAGAAGAUUUACCAUCUUAUUUUAUGUUUUUAACUUUAAUGGCAUUUACAAUUUUUAUUAAAGAAAAAGUGGAUGUUGCAAUUAUAGAAACUGGAAUUGGAGGUGAAUAUGAUUGCACAAAUAUAUUAAGGUAAAUUAGAUAAAUUCAAAAUCUGUUAUCAAAACUGCUUAAUAAACAUUUACUAGUUUAAAAGUUUUAAUUAUUGUAUUCUUAUUUUAUUUAUUUUGAUGCUAUACUAGUUUCAACAUUUUCAAAACUUACUAAUUUUACUGGUAUAUAUAAUUAUAACUAAGAUUUUGUUAGUUAACAAGAAUAUAUAAAAAAAACAUGCAAGUUGUUUUAAGAAAUAAUAUGGCUAAUAGUUCUUCUUUUCCUUCGCCUUUAUUUUAUCUUUUUAUGGUUGAUUACCCUCUUCCUAAUUUUCCACUUGACCCAAUUCCUGACAUCAUUCUCACAAAAACACACACUAUCCUAAUAUCAUUCUCAAUCGCGUCCAACUUCCUCUUUUUUAGUUUUCCUUUUCCCCUCUUUCCUGCUAUGAUUAUUCUCAUCACAAUUCUUAUUGCUUCUGAUUCCUCUCUUCUCAUGACAUACCCAAACCAUUAAAGUCUACUUUCCCUCCUUUUGCAUACUGUCGAAGCCAAGCUUAAGCAAGCUCGUAUGUAUUAAUUAUUUAUUUUCUCUCGUCACUCCAUUCAUUCUUCUAAACAUUUUCAUCUUUCCUGCACUCAUUCUUCCAUUUAAGUCUCAUUGAAAUUAUCUUGUUACUUAAAACACCCGAAGCUUCUCUCCAUUUUAUCCAACCACACUUAAUACUAUAUUUCAUAUCCUCGUCAAAGUUAACGUUAUUUUGUACAAAAAAUCCUUUGUGCUUAAAUCUCUCAACAUUACCUAUUGUUGUUAGCUUACUUGUUUUCUUCUUCCAAACUCAUACUUAGAAUGUUCGUAAUAAAUCAUGCAAACAUCAGUUAUUUGGUUAAUAAUUGUUUACAGAAAAACAUCAAUUGUUGGAAUUACAUCAUUAGGAUUUGAUCACACAACUGUACUAGGAAAUAGUCUACAAGAAAUAGCAUGGCAAAAAAGUGGAAUAAUGAAGCCAAGUUCUGUGUCAAUUGUUACAAAUAAUCAACCUAAAGAAACAAUUCAAACAUUAAUUGAACGUAGCAUAGAAAAACAGGUAAAGUUCUGGUUUUAAAAAAAAAUGUUAUCGUAACAUUUUGUGUAGGAAGGCAUAGAACAAUAAUGUUCUUUGAUAUAUGUGUAAGCAUGUAAAUAUAAUUUUAAAUUUGUUUCUUAAAAUUUUACUAAACCUAAUACCUGGUGAAAUCAACUAAUUUUUUUCGAACUCUUAUCUCUUAUCUGAUUUUAAAUUAUUGCCUUAAUAUAAAUUCAAAAACUUUUUUCCUAUGUCUCUAAAAAAAAUGAUCUAAUUAACUAGCGGACUAAUUUAUUUAUGCAUACAGGUUACUCUCAUAAAUUUGAUUGAAUUUAAUUAAAUUAAGUAGUUUUUUUUAGUUUUAAUUAUUUUACCUUAUUCUUUAGUUAUGUUUUGCAGAUAACCUCAGGGGAACUUAUAAUACUCCGGGGUUAACAAACCCAGGGCCCCGAACUCUUACUGGUGGAAUGUCCAGGUGGGUGAUACCAGUAGGCACAGUAAGCAUUUGGUAUUGUAUCUGUUGAAUAGAGGAAAUUUCCCUUAUAGUUGUCAAUACCAUUUUCCCUGUUAGAAAAUAGACAAAUGGUUUGGGUAUGUCAUGAGAAGGAAAGAACUAGAAACAGUAAAAAUUAAAAUGAAAAUAAAUGUAGUGGGAGGGAGAGAAAGAUUAAAAAAAUAGGAGGUUGGAUGUGAUUGUAAAUGGUAUAAAGACAAUUGGUAAGGUGUAAGGUGAAAUCAAGUCUAGUGGAAGUUUAGGUUCAUGGUGGUUGACCCUAAAUAAUUAAUGUAGAAGCUAUAGUAUUGCACAUGUUGUAUAUUAGUUACAUUUUUUUGUAUAUUUCUAUUUUAUUAAUCAACAUAUAACUAUUUAAUUUGCUAUAGGACUCUAUCUGCUAUCUAGUUUAUCUAAAUAUAUAUUAAAAAAUAUUUGGUGCAUAGGUUAGAACUAACUUUUAAAUAACACAAGUUCUGUACCUAUUUAAAAUAAUACUGUCAAUAUAAUUUUAUUCAUAAUAACUACUUAAUAUUUAUUUUAUUUCAGUCUAUGUUAUUAGAAGCUCCGCCAUUCAAUAGCUAUAAUUGGAAUGGAAAUACUACAAAAUUAAGAGUUUUAAGUCCUGUGCAACAGAUAAAUACUUCAUUAGCUAUUCAACUUGCAAAUGCAUGGAUCAAUCGUAAUAAUAUUCAUGGUUAGUAUUUUCAUUAAGAACUAUCGAUUUUGGUCAGGUUAUUGAUGUUUUGAAGUAUAUUUGUACAACAACCACAGAAUAGGUUUGGUGGUUUUGUAGAUGCUUUGAUGUUUAUUGAUUUUUACAUUGAAAAAUAUAUAUAGAUAUAUGGCCCAUUUAAUAAAAACUAUGAUUCUUAUAAUUUUAUGUAAACAAUUUAUAAAACUAAUAAAACUUAAAAUGUAUAUAUGAUAUAUAAAAUUUAAAAUAAAACAUAAUUUAAUACUUUCACCAAAAGUUUUAGAACUUUUAAUCUAGUCUCUUGUUAUAGUAAGUACUGGAUUGUAUUGCAAUCUUUGUCAGAUAAUUUAAUCAGAAAAUUUCUUUUUUCAGUGUGCAAGAGAUAAAAAUUGUAUUAAAAUCUAUUAAUUAAAUACAAUUUGUUUUACUAUUUAUUAUUAAUUUUUAAAUAUGAAAUUAGUUGUUUGAAAAUUGGAUAUUAAUUUAUAAAAGCUAUGUUAUAUAUUGAAAACCACUGUCUAAUUGCAUUAUUAGUCACAUUGUUAUUGUUUCAUCAAGUGAUUUGGUACAAACUAUAUUUAAUUUUAUGAAGAAUAGUUAAGAUUGUACUAUAUUAUAUUUCUUUAAAAUAUGAUCAAAUAAUAUUUAUGGUUAUGGAUAGUAAAACAUUUGUCUAGUGAACAAGCUGCAUUAUUCAAUACUAGAAAAAUGAUUUUUUGCAUGGAUUUAAUUUUAAUUACACUGUUAUGUGUGCAUCACAUUAGUAACAUACUUAAAUAAAAUUAUGUAAUAAACCAAAAUUAAUUUUAAGCAUUAUUUUCAUUUUUAAUUUAUCAAUGUAUAAGAUCAUUGUAUUUUUCUUUUAAUCACAUUAAAUUAUUUUUUAUAAUUAAUGUAUGUAUUGUCUAUAAUUUAAUAUUUUUUUAAUUAUGGGUCUCUUUAAAUUUUGUAUUGCAUCAAUAAUCUCUCCUGUUGAAUUAUGUACUUUUUACUAUUUUUUCUUACUAAAUAAAAUAUAUUUCUUAAGAUUGUUAUUUAACUAUGAAGAAAGAUAUAUAUAUAUAAGUAUAUUUUUUUGAGAGGGCUUAAUAAGGAUUGUAAAUUUGUCUAGAAUGGUCAAAAAUAUGUAACAUUGGGUUAAAUGGUAUUAAGCAAGCACCAAUUUGGAAAAUUACUAAAGAAGAUCAACGAGCUUUAAGUGAUGUUCAUUGGCUUGGACGCAAUCAAAUUUUAAAUAUAACUCCAAAUUUAACAUAUUUCUUAGAUGGAGCGCAUACAAUUGAAAGUAUACAAUUAUGUAGUCAAUGGUACUUAAAUCAUUAUCCAAAAACACAAACGUAAGUUAAUAUUAUAUAAUUAUUAUAAUUUUGAACACAAAAAUUAUUUUUAUGUUAUAAUGACAAUUUGUAUAAUUAUUAUAUAAUUGUACAAAUUGUGUGGUACAUUCAUUAUUCUGAAGUUAACAAUUUUAUUUGUAACAAUGAUUUAUUUUUUUUAGGUGUAUAAAAAAUAUUUUAUUAUUCAAUGUCACAGCUCAAAGAGAUUACAAUACAUUUUUAAAAAUAUUAUUAACUGAAAACAAAAUAGAUUUAAUUUUGUUAUGUCCAAUUUUUACAUCUAUUUGUAGUCAUCGCCCAGGUAAAUAGGUCUUAAUAUUAAUUGUUAUCUUUAAUUUUCUUUCUACAUAUUUGUUACGAGUACUGUAUUAUUAGAUUUCACAUCUGGAAUUGCAUUUGGAAUUGCAAACCAUUACAAGGUUCUCUUAAGAAACAUGAUUAAAUUGUAAAUACUAAACAUCAGUUUAUUGAAUACAAACAAUGUAUCCUAAUUAUUUAAAAUUGUAAUAAUAAUAAUAAUGUUUUAUUUUACUUUUCAUGUAUCAAAUAUGCAAAUAAAACAAUUUAUAGAAAUUAAAAAUAAUAUAUGCUAAAUUAAUAAAUUGUAACUUAUUUUCAGGUCACCCAUUUAUUUUUUAACCCAGGAAGAUUGGAAGUGUCAUAGGCCUGUCUUAACUAAUUCUAUACAUUUAUUUUUUUCAGAUACUAUAAAUUUGAAUUUAAUUUACCAAGAUGAAUUAAUUAAAUGUCAUAACAUGAAAAAUACCAUAAAUUUCUGUAAUAUAGAAGUGUUUAAUUCAGUAGAACAAACAAUCAAACACAUAGAAUUGUGCAGUUCUUCUGAAAAAAACAUAUUUUAUCAAGUUUUAGUUACUGGUUCGUUAAAACUUGUCGGUGGUGUUUUAGAAGUCCUCCAAUCAUGAAAUAUUGUAUCUAUUUAAAUGUAAUUUGUUUGAAUUGUUCUAUAUGUUAUAUUUUUAUACUAUAAUUAACCCAAAAUAUAAAUGUUUUUAUGGUUUACGAGUAUUUAUCCAUUCACCCAAAUGUAUAUUAAGAUUAUUUGUGAAUUUUAAACAAUGUGCAUUGUAUUUAUAUUUUAAAUAUAAAUCAAUGCUUAAGUA
This is a messenger RNA of Cinara cedri, 13458 nucleotides long. The record is from the annotation of a GenBank genome assembly. Lineage: Eukaryota; Metazoa; Arthropoda; Insecta; Hemiptera; Aphididae.